Messenger RNA from Manis javanica (Malayan pangolin), 583 nucleotides. RefSeq names its product L antigen family member 3 (gene LAGE3). The record is from RefSeq and is a predicted model, not a curated record. Gene Ontology annotation, cellular component: EKC/KEOPS complex. Lineage: Eukaryota; Metazoa; Chordata; Mammalia; Pholidota; Manidae.
GAAGGCCUGUUGCGCAUGCGCGGGGCGGGGCCAGAGCGAGGAGCGGAGCUUCGGGGAGGAGACGCAGUUCCUCAGCCGCUGGCGGAGAGCGAAGACCGUGGAGCCGGCGCUGCAGGGGCGGGGCCGGAGGCGGAGUGCGGCGCCAUGCGGGCUGCGGAGAUCGCCCGUACUUCCCUGGCCUCAGACGCCGAGCCCCACCGAGUGGUGCUUCACAAGGAACUGACAGUGAGAGGCAGCAUCCUCCGGGCUCGCUGGAGAGCUGCGGACCCUCGCCUCCUCCGUGUGUCCGUUGUCAACUUCCUUGACCAGCUUUCCCUCGUGUUGCGCACCCUCCAGCGCUUUGGACCCCCUAUGUUGCACUAAGCGUCGCCUGGGGAUGGGGCCACAAGUUCUACCCUUGUGUCCCCUCCUAGGGGGGCGUUUUUCCUCCGGCUGUGGUUUCCCUCCUGCAACUAGUUCUGUGCUAUUAGGGGGCCUUGGAGGGGACCUAAAUUUCAGCCUCUACUGGCACUUGGGUGCCCAGGGUUUGGCUCGGUGCGUAAAUGUUUUUUCCAUCAGUAAAAAUCCAGCCGGGCCUCCCCUG